GAUCGCCGUGCGCCAGCCGUGCACCGCGGAGCGCGUGCGCUCAUGGACCCCCGGCCGCGGGGCGGCAACUGAACCCGCUCCUCCAGCGCCGCUGCUGGGCUGGCGUCCCCCGAGUUGGUGAACUUCGCUUCCGACGGAGCGGAUGUCCAGGAUGGAAGCUGCCAGUGACCCUGAUCUUUUGGGCAGCCAGACUGAUGGAGGGUGAAAUGAACCCGCCUCUCCAUUUUGUCCUUACAGCAACAACCCUGGGAGUCACAGUUCGGUAAAAGAUGCACUAUUACCGGUAUUCUUCUGCUGAGAUCAACUGCUGGUACAAAUACUUGCUCUUCAGUUACAACAUAAUCUUCUGGUUAGCCGGAGUUGCUUUUCUUGGAGCUGGUCUUUGGGCUUGGAGUGAAAAGGGUGUGCUGGGUGACUUAUCCAAAAUUACUCGUCUCCCUGGCUUUGACCCCGUGGUCCUUAUCUUGUUUGUUGGAGGAAUCAUGUUCAUUCUAGGAUUUGCUGGCUGCAUAGGAGCCCUGCGAGAGAACAUCUGCCUCCUGAAAUUCUUUUGUGGCACGAUUGGGCUCAUUUUCCUUAUGGAAUUGACGGUGGCUGUUCUGGCUUUCCUGUUCCAAGACUGGGUGAGGGCUCGGGUGGAGACAUUCUUCAAGAACAAUAUCAAGUCUUAUCGAGAUGACAUCGACCUGCAGAACCUCAUAGAUUCAUUGCAGAAAUUGAAUCAAUGCUGUGGUGCCGAGAAUCCUAAUGAUUGGAACCUUAACAUUUACUUCAACUGCAGUAGCACAAGCAAAAGCCGUGAGCGGUGUGGAGUCCCUUUCUCUUGCUGUGUCCCAGAUCCUGCUCAAAAUGUUGUGAACACACAAUGUGGCUAUGAUGUCAGGAAUAUGUCCCAGUCUCUUUUGCAUGAACGCAUCUUCACCAAAGGCUGUAUCCCUGCCCUGGAAGCCUGGUUGCCCCGGAAUAUUUACAUUGUGGCAGGAGUCUUUGUCGCAAUUUCGUUACUGCAGAUAGCUGGGAUUUACCUGGCCAGGGCAUUGAUUUCUGACAUUGAAGCUGUGAAGGCAGGCUUUCGCUUCUGAAGAUAAAAGACAGACCGAUGUUUAAAAGAGAAAGGAAAUGAAACCUGAGACCCAGGAAAGAUUAGACGCAUCUAGCACGUGAAGCCAUGAUAAUUCGUCUUAAAAAGUAUAGCUGGAUGUGAUCUACACAUCAGAUCUUUAUCUUCAGCCUUCUGUACAAAGAUGUGCCAACUUCAGUGGGCCACAAUGGAAAAUGCUAAAAACAUUAUCCUAAGGCGAAUGCUGUCCAAGGAAAGCUGCCCUGUUUAGUUAGAUCAGAAUGAUAACACUCCAAAUGUUGACAUUGCCUAGAAGAAUGUCCAGUAAUACCAAAUGAUUGCAUCUUAGCGGGGUUGGGGUGGGGGAAGAAUUAGGAAUCACCUUUGAUAUUGAAAACUUGUUCGGGGAACAUCAUGCAUGCUGAUAAAUCGAAGUCUACAAUUUUUUUAAUGCGAAGCCAUGUUUGUACACCUGGGUGGUGGGAGAGACUUGGAAAGUUACCCCAAAUCUUAACGGAGGUCUCAGCCAUGCCGAAGGGAGUUCCUUCCUCUCAGGCCAAAUCUGGUGCAUCCAUUUCAGGUGCAACAGACCUGAAAAGAACACUGGAGUUUUUUCUGGAGGACUUGCAUCGUAUGGAAAAUCCUUGCCUACAUGGAUUUUAUGAAGACAUAGUAAUGUGUAUGUUUAGUAGGAUCAGGCUAAGGCUGGAUUCUCACACCCUUUCUUCCUUUCAGACUUUGGUCACAUGGUUUUAUUUAUAAACUCAUGAAGAAGCAAAUGUGUUCUUUCGCCGGAGUGCUUGUUCCCGAAAUCAUUUAUGUGCUGAACUAAAGUUGCUUGUUUUGCUAGAUACAUGAAGAAUGCCUUUUUAGGAAAUACCAGAUAUUAUUGAAUGCAUUUAGCAAUACAGCAGUAUCUGAAUAAUGCAAGGCGCUUUUCAGAAGAUGACGAAUUGGGUGCCAAUUCAUUUUCACUCCAGGCACCUUCUUUGGUAGGGGAAUGGCUCCCAGCAUUCCUCACUGUUGGCUGUGUUGCUGGAGGUGCCUGCGAGUUAAAGUCCAGAUCAUUUAAAAGAUGACCUUCUGUCCAGCUCUGCUUUUCAACAGCCUUCUUACAACCUGAUGCUGUCUAGAUGUGCUAGGACCACAACUCCCAGCAACCCUAGCUGGGGGAUGUUGGGGGAUGUAGUCCAACACAUCUGGAGAGCACCGAAUGAAGAGGGCAGCUGCAAAGUGUGCUCAAAAAUGCAAGUGAAAACUGUUGUGUUUCUCUUUUAAGAGUAGAGUUGAGUAUUGGGCUCUUGGGCCAUGUGACCUGUCCUUCAUGCAAUCAGCUUCACCGAAAUGGAUGCCAUGUGCCUUCUGAUUUUCAGACCUUUCUUUGGUCCUUCUGCAUAGAUGCCUUGGUAGAAUACAGCACUGGACAAUGGAGUCAGUGAUAGGCCUGAAGGCCCAUUGGAAUAACCCUGCUUUGGACUCGGUCCUGUGAAAGGGCUUGAUGCAGCCAAAGGCCACAAUCCUAUGCAUGCAGAUCUGACAGAAAGCUUUACUGAACUUAUUAGUGUUGACUUCAGAGUAGGCACGCAUAGGACUGCCCUGAAAACAAAGUACUUUGCAUCAGUUGAAAGCAAGGGGAGAGGUUCUAAAGUCCCUCUGGGAAAGCAGCGGGACACAAAGGGCUUGAUCCAAGAGCUCUUGUGGCAGAAGCUCAUGAGCUUCCAAGCUUACCCUGUGCAAGGUGCAAAACAGGACAGCCUGCAUUUUAGUGCCUGAGAGUAUGGGGGGAAGAAGAUUGGGACACCAGUUCAACAUGGUUUAAUUCUCUGGCCCCAGACCUCCCUGCCCUGCCAGACCCCCUUUGCCCCCACUGAAGGCCCAACUGCAGCCUUGGGGGUGGGCAGCUGGCAUGGGUCUUUCUGUCCCCACUCCAAGAUGACAGGUGCUGGACCCACCCAUGGCCUCCCAGGUGAUGUGGGGAGCUGAUGGGAUGGCAACCGCUUAACUUUGGCUGUAUUGCUACCGCUUUUCAUAUUGCCUGUUUUUUCAGGGACCAUGAGGCUCUCCUGCACGGCCUGACAGGAAAAUACCUGUAUUUGUGUAAUUUUGUACUGUUUAUUUUUUUACUACGUUUAGAAUAAGCUUCAACAACCGUGCCGAAAUCAUUUUUGUGUGAAACUGUGUUUUGAGUGGAAGAUUUCUUUGCAGGAAACACUAUCAGGGCUGUUUUAUAUAAAGCUGGUUUUAAUACAAACAUGA
This is a messenger RNA of Varanus komodoensis (Komodo dragon), 3316 nucleotides long. RefSeq names its product tetraspanin 14 (gene TSPAN14). The record is from RefSeq and is a predicted model, not a curated record. Gene Ontology annotation, cellular component: membrane. NCBI's taxonomy places the organism in Eukaryota, Metazoa, Chordata, Lepidosauria, Squamata, Varanidae. Bases 270 to 1082 code for a protein of 270 amino acids. Gene Ontology annotation, biological process: protein localization to plasma membrane; regulation of vascular endothelial growth factor signaling pathway; protein maturation. The transcript has 10 exons.